Molecule: messenger RNA, 1467 nt
Organism: Aspergillus steynii IBT 23096
Lineage: Eukaryota; Fungi; Ascomycota; Eurotiomycetes; Eurotiales; Aspergillaceae
Gene: psoD
Product: cytochrome P450 monooxygenase psoD
Exons: 4
Coding region: 70-1467 (465 amino acids)
Molecular function (GO): heme binding; oxidoreductase activity, acting on paired donors, with incorporation or reduction of molecular oxygen; monooxygenase activity
Source: RefSeq, a predicted model, not a curated record
CCUCCAGGGCCCAGAGGAUGGCCGUUCGUGGGAAAUGCGUUGGAUCUGGCUUCGGCCAACAGCACGGACAUGAUCCAUAUAUUCCACAAGUGGAGUGAGCAGCAUGGUCCCAUUACCCAGAUCAGCCUCAUGGGCGCAAAGCAGGUAAUCCUGUCGCAGGAGAAGAUUGCGACCGAGCUAUUCGUCAAGAGAGGAAAUCGCUAUUCUGAUCGUGGGGCGCCUCAUGCCGUAGAGUAUAUCUCGAUGAAACAAAGCCCUGGGUUCAGAAAUAAGGAUGAGGGCUGGCGCCGACAGAGAAAAAUGCUACACAGCGCUGUCUCUAUUGCCGCAGUCGAUAACUACCAACGCCUCAUGGACGAUGAAGCGACAUUUUCUCUGUCCACACUGAUUCAGUCGCCAUCGUCGUUUCACGAUGAGUUUCUCCGGUAUGCUUACUCGGUUCUUACGAGCUCCAUGCUGGGGUUCUCUAUCCCUUCGGCGUCCGAUCCAUUUAUUCGAGACAAUGAGAGCUUCACGGCAGAGAUCAUGAAGUCGUUUCGUCCGGAUUGUUUCCCGAGUAAUGUGUUACCCAUCUUGCAGCGCUUUCCCCGCUGGCUGCUCCCCAGUUUGCAGAAGAUGGAGAAGCUCAGAAAGGAAUAUGUGGGCCAGAUGUGGUCCUUUCGGAGAAAGAUCCAGACAAGCAUCAAAGACGGGUCGACCAUGAAUUCAAUCUAUAAGCACUUCCUGCUGAAUCGGGGCGAUUACACCGUGACCGAUGAAGAGUCCGUCCAUGUGUUUCAAGCCAUGAUCGACGGUGGCACCCGCUCCCCGCAUAAUAAUCUCAUCACACUCUUGUUCCUGAUGAUGGAGUAUCCGGAGUGGCAGCGGAAGCUCCAGAAGGAGAUUGACGAAGUUGUUGGCAAGGAUCAAAUGCCGAGCUACCAAGAUGUCCCUAACCUUCCGACUGUGAGAGCCAUUGUUAAGGAGGGCGUCCGAUACCGGUCAAUAGUGGCGGAGAUGGGAAUCAGUCAUUGUUUGGAAGAGGAUGAUGUGUAUAACGGGUACGCCUUCGAGAAGGGAACGGUGUUCCAUGCAACUUUCGCAUCCAUCUUGACGGAUAAGGAGAUGUAUCCUGACGGCAAGCUAUUCAACCCAGCGCGUUGGCUGGAGCCCAGCUACCCAACCUACAGGGAACCCCUCACUGUCUAUCCUAACUGUCAAGCUUAUCCCGCGUUUGGCUACGGUCGAAGAGCCUGCCCUGGAGUGGACUUUGCGGAACGAAGUCUGGUGAUUUUGCUUGCUAAGCUGGGUUGGGCUGUGAACAUCGACUGGCCACUUGAUAAUGACGGAAAUGAAAUUCGAACAACACUGGUUUAUGAGCCGGUUCCAGCGCCGAGGCCAAUGCGAUUUGGUUGUAGGAUUGAGCCUAGAGACCCCGAGCGGGUCAAGAUUGUUCAGAGCGUGGCUGAGAGAUUGAAGAUGAACUAG